AUGAUGCAACCGGAGCUGCUUAUGCCCACAUGGCCAAACUACAACUUUGCUUGCUCACCGUUUGAUCAAAAGGUGUUGUAUGAUCAAGAAAUGGAUCUUUGUGUGGUUGAUGACUGUGAUUUUUCCUAUUCAUUCAUCACAUCACCUCAAGACUCCUCUGUUUUGUCUUCAAACUCAUGCAUCCCAGCCAUGAUCCUAGAUGAGUAUCUUGAUCUAAAAGAUUCGUGCAACGAAUUUCAAACAUCUUCAGCCAUGGAUGGAAUGGAGAUCAUUUCAAGAGGAGAUAUUGAGGGGAUAUGUGAAUGGAUAAAUGGAGAUGGAUACAUCCAAGAAGAUUCCUCCUCUCAUGAUCUAGUCAUGGAAGGAGAUGAUGGUUGGAGCCCUUCUCUCUCCUCGGAUUCCCACGCCCUGGCAGAGACGGAUGCAGAGCUCACUCUGAUCCAUCUGAUGAGGGCGUAUGGGGAGGCUGAGGAGAAUGGGGAGAGGGAGCUAGGCGAGGUGCUUGUGGGGGCGAUAAAUGGCAAGAGUAGCCCACUUGGAAGCACAAGUGAGCGCGUUGCAUACAACUUGUUUGGAGCAAAGGAGGGCCGUGGAGAGGAGAACCUCAUGGCCGCGUUCAGAGUGAUGUACCAGGGCCUCCCAAAUGGGAGACUAGCACAUUUCACUGCGAACGCGGCCAUUCUUGACUCCAUCCCAGAUGAUGUUGGGAUGGUGCAAAUUGUGGAUUUUGACAUGGGAGAGGGGAUCCAAUGGCCUCCGUUGAUGGAGGCGUUGGGGCGGAAGGGGAAGGCCGUGAGGAUCACGUCGUUGAGAAGAGAAGAGGAAUGCACUUCUUCUUGUUGGAGGUUUGAGGACACCAAGAAAAGGCUUCUAUCACAAGGCAAGCAAUGUGGGGUGAAGCUCCAAGUUGAAGAAAAGAGUGUUGAGGAAGUUGGUGUUGAGAUGUUGAGGAUGAAGAGAGAAGGGCAGGGCAGAGAUUGGGUGGUGUUCAACUGCAUGGUGGGGCUUCCACACAUGGGCAGACGACGGCCUAGAGCGAGUGUGGAAGGAUUUUUGAAGGAAGGCAAGGCUAUGCUGGCUGGUUUUGGGGGCAUUGUGGUGCUCGGAGAUGGAGAAGCGAGGGAUGAUCCGGACGGCUGCUGCAGCUACGCCUCCUAUUUUGAUAGCAUGCAGAGGCAUUACCAAGGUGUGUUUGAAUCUUUGGAGAGGAAUUUUCCGGUUUAUCUUGCGGAGGCGAGGGCGGCCAUGGAGAGUCUGUUUUUGGGGCCUUUGAUGUGUCCGGUUGCCUGGUUCCGGGACUGGGAGGAGACGAGGAAAGGCCGCGAUUUUCACAACGAGACUCAGUUGGAAGGAAGGAAGCUUAGGUUGGACAGCUUGGUUGAAGCUAAGGAGAUGGUGGUUGAAGGGGAGAAUUCAUAUAGUGUUAAGAUAGAAGGUGUGAGGGAACAUGAAAUGGUGUUGCGAUGGAAGGAGACACCACUAGUUCGAGUUUCCACUUGGAUUUGA
Salvia miltiorrhiza (redroot sage) is the source of this 1506-nucleotide messenger RNA. RefSeq names its product protein NODULATION SIGNALING PATHWAY 2-like. Gene Ontology annotation, cellular component: nucleus. The record is from RefSeq and is a predicted model, not a curated record. The transcript has a single exon. Gene Ontology annotation, biological process: regulation of DNA-templated transcription. Bases 1 to 1506 code for a protein of 501 amino acids. NCBI's taxonomy places the organism in Eukaryota, Viridiplantae, Streptophyta, Magnoliopsida, Lamiales, Lamiaceae. Gene Ontology annotation, molecular function: DNA-binding transcription factor activity; sequence-specific DNA binding.